AUGCCAGUGGUAGAGAUGAAUACAUCAGAAGUUGUCUACAACAUAGGACAGGACGCCUACUUCAGGGUAGUAUAUCUAUACAGUUGGCCCAGCAUGAUUGACAUAAGUCCCAACACAUAAGCAUGGUUGGCCCAGCAUGAUUGAACAAAGUCCCGACACAUGAGUACAGUUUGCCCAGCAUGAUUGAACAAAGUCCCGACACAUGUGUACAGUUAGCCCAGCAUGAUUGACCAAAGUCCCGACACAUGUGUACAGUUAGCCUAGCAUGAUUGAACAAAGUCCCGACACAUGAGUACAGUUAGCCCAGCAUGAUUGAACAAAGUCCCGACACAUGAGUACAGUUAGCCCAGCAUGAUUGAACAAAGUCCCGACACAUGUGUACAGUUAGCCCAGCAUGAUUGACCAAAGUCCCGACACAUGAUUACAGUUGGCCCCAAUGAUUGAACGAAAUACAUCAAUGAGACAAGUUGUUUAUUUACGUUACUGAGACGAGUUGUACAUAUAUAUGACUGAGAACAGUUGUACAAAUACGUCCCUGAGACCAAGUGUACAUAUAGGUCAUUGAGACAAUGUGUACAUAUACUUCACUGAAACAAGAUGUAACUGUACGUCACUGAGAUCAGUUGUACAUGUACGUCACUGAGGCCAUGUGUACAUGUAUGUUACUGAGACCAAGUGCACAUGUACGUCACUGAGGCCAGGAGUAUAUGUACGUCACUGAGACCAAGUGUGCAUAUUCGUCACCGAGACCAAGUGUGCAUAUACGUCACUGAGACCAAGUGUGCAUAUACGUCACUGAGACCAAGUGUGCAUAUACGUCACUGAGACCAAGUGUGCAUAUACGUCACUGAGACCAAGUGUGCAUAUACGUCACUGAGACCAAGUGUGUAUAUACGUCACUGAGAUUAGGUAUACAUUAGGUAUACAUCGCUGAGACAAGAUGUACGUGUAUGUCACUGAGACAAUGUGUACAUUACGUAACUGAGACAAGAUGUACGUGUAUGUCACUGAGACAAUGUGUACAUGUACAUCUCUGAGACUAUGUGUACAUUACGUAACUGAGACAAGAUGUACGUGUAUGUCAAUGAGACAAUGUGUACUUGUACAUCCCUGAGACUAUGUGUACAUUACGUAACUGAGACAAGGUGUACAUGUACGUCACUGAGGCCAGGAGUACAUGUAAGGCACUGAGAUAAGGUGUACAUAUACGUCACUGAGGUGAGGUGUGCAUGUAAAUCACAGAGACAACGUGUACAUAAAGUCACUGAGACCAAGUGUACAUAUAGGUCACUGGGCAAGCUAAACAUAAUGUAUGUCACUGCGACCAAGGGUACGUAGCUAAGAAAAACAAAGAAUUAAUAAACAUUUUUAUGUAAUAAUUUCAUAUCUUGAUGUAAUAAGUACACAUCUUGAUGUAAUAAGCAGACAUUUUGAUGUAAUUAAGAAAGUACAAUACAAAUUAGGGUCACAAAAUAUUCUACAUUUUCAAUCUCAUCACUUUUACCUUAGCAUGACCGUCUUUGAUAUUAUUAAUUGUGUAUUCCCGUGAUAUCUUAUCGUCAUUCUGACAUUUGUAUUUGUAUCCCUAUAGUAUCAUGUUUCCAAAUCUGACAUUUGCUAAGAUAAGAUAAUUUGACGCUACAAAAUGAACUUAUUUUCUUUUGUUUUACUUCAUAGAUGAGAACAAAACAACCAGGAAAUCGAGAUGGAAACCAGAUUCAAACGGAUGUGUUCGUAAGCCUUCUGGACUUAAAGACCGUAGAAUUUGAGAUGAGACCUCUAGCAGAUUAUGCCAAUAAGUUUGUCGAAUUUCUGGACAGGUAAGAUCCUUUAAUAAAUAAGUCCCUGCUGCAUCCGUGGUGUAAGGAUGAAAUGGGACAUUUUAAAUUAUUUAAUAUAUAAACAUUUACCGGUGUUUGGACAAGUAGAUGAUUCAUGGCUCAUCUAGUACUUGCCAAGAUGGUUAAGUUUUUACUGGUCCAGCUCUUCUUAACAUGGCCAAAUAUUUUCCUUGUCCAGUACUUGUCCAGAUGGCAAAUGUUUCACUUAUCCAGUACUUGUUGAUAUAAAAACAUUGUUUAUCUUAACAAGUACUAGACAAAUAAAACAUUGGCCAUCUUAACAAGAUUCUGUGAAUCCUUUAUUACUUGUGUUGGUAUUAUGAUUGGUUAAUUAACUGUGUAAGUAUUAAUUUCACUGUAUUGUAUUGAAAGGAUUAGUACUUUUCCUACUUUCGAAGGCAUAUUUAUCUUUUCAAUAUCAAUCUCUUGGGGACAGGAAUCCAACUUGUGUUAUUUAAUGUAAAUUUUCAAAAUAUAUUUUUUUUUUUGCUUUUUCUAUAAACACAUCUCCUAUUCAUUAAAUCUAAACACCACUACUAUUUUUUUAGUCUAAACACCACUACUAUUUCUUUAGUCUAAACACAUCCUCUAUUUACGUAGUCUACAAAAGUCUCCUAACUCUCUAGUCUAAACACGUCUCCUAUUUCUCUAGUUUAAACGCCCUUCUUAUUUAUUUAGUCUAAACAUAUAUCGUAUUUCUCUAUGCAUAUUUUUAGUAAAGUUGACGCCAAUUCAUCAGAGGCCACCAUAAGAAUGAAGAUGUCUGAGCAAAUGAAGAGUGGUAUCGUCAUGAUUUCAUCCCAUAAAAUAAUGGAG
This is a messenger RNA of Lymnaea stagnalis (great pond snail), 2657 nucleotides long. The record is from the annotation of a GenBank genome assembly. Lineage: Eukaryota; Metazoa; Mollusca; Gastropoda; Lymnaeidae.